Oncorhynchus mykiss (rainbow trout) is the source of this 8388-nucleotide messenger RNA. Its product is annotated as voltage-dependent R-type calcium channel subunit alpha-1E. NCBI's taxonomy places the organism in Eukaryota, Metazoa, Chordata, Actinopteri, Salmoniformes, Salmonidae. The record is from RefSeq and is a predicted model, not a curated record. Gene Ontology annotation, biological process: chemical synaptic transmission; calcium ion import across plasma membrane. Gene Ontology annotation, molecular function: high voltage-gated calcium channel activity. Gene Ontology annotation, cellular component: neuronal cell body; voltage-gated calcium channel complex; membrane.
CUUACACCGUUUGAGUGGGUGAUCCUGGCAACCAUCACGGCCAACUGCAUCGUUCUGGCCCUGGAGCAACAUCUUCCUGGGGAGGACAAGACUCCCAUGGCCAAAAGACUGGAGUGUACUGAGCCUUACUUCAUCGGGAUCUUCUGCUUUGAGUUUGGCAUCAAGCUGGUGGCCCUGGGCUUUGUGUUCCAUAAAGGCUCCUACCUGAGGAAUGGAUGGAAUAUCAUGGACUUCAUCGUGGUGGUCAGCGGAAUAUUGGCAACAGCAGGGGCCCACAUGAACAUACCAGUGGAUCUGCGGACCCUGAGGGCGGUGAGAGUCCUGAGGCCCCUUAAAUUGGUCUCUGGGAUACCCAGCUUGCAGAUCGUGCUGAAGUCCAUCAUGAAGGCCAUGGUGCCCCUGCUCCAGAUCGGUCUGCUCUUGUUCUUUGCCAUUCUUAUGUUCGCCAUCAUCGGCCUGGAGUUCUACAGCGGGAAGCUCCACCACACCUGUCUACCUACUGCUGACAUCCUGGAAAAUGAGACGAUGGAUACGACCGAGGUGGAGUUUGCCUGCGGAGUGAGGAAGUGUCCGGAGAAGUAUGACUGCAUCGGGUCAUGGAUUGGCCCCAACAACGGCAUCACCCAGUUUGACAACAUCCUGUUCGCUGUGCUCACUGUCUUCCAGUGCAUCACCAUGGAGGGGUGGACAGCUGUACUCUACAAUACCAACGAUGCCUUGGGCUCUAUGUGGAAUUGGAUGUACUUUAUUCCUCUCAUCAUUAUUGGCUCAUUCUUCGUACUCAACCUGGUGUUGGGAGUCCUCUCUGGGGAGUUUGCCAAAGAGAGGGAGCGGGUGGAGAACAGGAGAGCCUUCAUGAAGCUGAGACGUCAACAGCAGGUGGAGAGAGAACUCAAUGGAUACAGAGCCUGGAUAGACCGAGCAGAGGAGGUGAUGCUGGCUGAGGAGAACAAGAAUUCAGGGAGAUCUGCUUUAGAUGUGCUGAAGCGGGCCACCAGUAAAAAUGCUAAGCAUAGAGGAGGUCCUGGGGAUGCAGAGAUCUCCACUAUAGGAGCACCUCGUAUGCGGAUCCGUACAGUGCGGCGUGGCCCGGUGGCGUAUAUACGUCGUAAGGAGCGUAUGCUGCGUAUCUCCCUGCGGCGCAUGGUGAAGACCGACACCUUCUACUGGACUGUCCUCAGCCUGGUGGCUCUCAACACCAUCUGUGUGGCCAUCGUACAUCACAACCAGCCCGAAUGGCUCUCCACCUUCUUGUACUAUGCGGAGUUUGUUUUCCUGGGGCUCUUUUUGGCAGAGAUGUUCUUAAAGAUGUACGGCCUGGGAUUCCGCCUCUAUUUCCACUCCUCCUUCAACUGCUUCGACUGUGGAGUGAUAGUUGGCAGCAUCUUUGAGGUUGUGUGGGGCUUCUUCCGGCCUGGCAUGUCCUUUGGCAUCAGCGUCCUGAGGGCACUGAGACUCCUCAGGAUCUUUAAGAUCACCAAGUACUGGGCAUCUCUUAGGAACCUGGUUGUGUCUCUUAUGAGUUCCAUGAAGUCCAUCAUCAGUCUGCUCUUCCUCAUCUUCCUCUUCAUCGUCGUCUUCGCCCUGCUGGGCAUGCAGCUCUUUGGGGGCAGGUUCAUCUUUGAAGAUUACACUCCUGCCAACUUUGACACGUUUCCAGCUGCUAUCAUGACAGUGUUCCAGAUUCUGACUGGUGAGGACUGGAAUGAGGUGAUGUACAAUGGCAUCCGCUCCCAAGGGGGAGUGCAGUACGGCAUGUGGUCCUCCAUAUACUUCAUAGUGCUCACCCUGUUUGGCAACUAUACUCUACUCAACGUCUUCUUGGCCAUCGCUGUGGAUAACCUUGCCAACGCACAGGAACUCACCAAGGACGAAGAGGAGGAAGAGGAGUUUUUCAAUGCAAGAUACGCCAGAGGCAGAGAUGGCCCGAUGUCUGAGAGGAGGAGGAGGCCCUAUCUCCGCAGGAAGAAGGCCAUUCACAGGGGCCGUAUGGCCGUCCCCGAAGAGGAGGAGGAGAGCGGCGCCCCGGGCGGAGCUGACCAGCCCCCCAAUGGGGCCAACACCUUCUCCAACCGCCGUGACAGACGGAGGAGGGGGGGAGGAGGAGGAGGAGGAGGAGGAAGAGGCGGAAGAUCCGUGUGGGAGCAGAGGGCCAACCAGUUACGCAAGCGGCGCCAGAUGGAGAGCCAGGAGGUGCUGUUCGGGGGCAGCCCCACCGAGGACACCACUGACAACCCUACCACCGCCUACCGUGCACCCACCCGUUCCCCAGACACCAGUCCCGGACACCUGCCCGAGUCGCCCAUGUCCGGCAUCAUGCCCAUGCCUGAACCCCCGAUGUCCAUCGCCAUCCGGCUGCCGGAACCUCCAGACUCUGAGCCUAGGCCUCUGUUUACAUUGGUUGAGGAGAGAGCAGUGCACCAUCGACCCGCAGGUGGGGACAGGAGGCACAGAGUGGCCCGGAAGUUCAGGCCUGGCCUUGGGGGGGCGGAGGAGGGAGGGGUGGCUCGGCAUAGGAGGCACCGUCAUCGUGAGGCCCGGGCUGAGGCCAAGAGCAGAGAGUCCCCACAUGAGGAGGUCAGAGAAUCAGGCAGCAGAGAGAGGAAGAUACUGGAAGAGAGGGAGGAGAAAGAAGAAAAAGAGGAGAAGAUGGACAAAGGAGAGGUCGCUGUGGUGGAGGGAGGAGUGUCGGGCCAGGAAGAAGGAGCCAGCAUUGUCAACUUAGAGAGUGAAGAAGAGCAUCUGAGAGUGUGUAUUGCAGACAUCCCCGAGCCUCCCCUAUGUGAUGACUUCCCCGAGUCCCUACCCCCACCCCUGUUGGAUCCUCCACCCCAGAUGGAGGAGGGCGAGGUGGGGGAAACUGGGCAGUGUGAGCCCCUGUCUCAGGACCCUCCAUUGGAGCCAGCCCCAGAACAGUUCACAGACCCCCCAGAGCUCCAGGCAGCAUCCGGGGUCAAUGAUUCAGAGAACAACCCAGCCUCCCUGAACCGUGAGGAGGGUGAGGGGCCAGGCCAAGUCCUAGACAGCCAGACUAGUGUGAUCAUAGAGAUGUCUGGAGAACAGCCACUGCUGGAGAUCAUCCCUUUGACAGCUUUACACAACAACAAAGAGAUGGAGGUGUACCAGCCUGAAAGGAAGGAGAAGGAGAAGGAAAAGGAGGAGAAGGAGGCGCAGGAGGAGGCCAGCCCGCCCAAACCUGUACCUCCUGACAGCAUGUUCCUCUUCAAGGCCUCCAAUCCGAUCAGGAGGAUCUGUCACUAUUUGGUGACCAUGCGCUACUUUGAGAUGACCAUCUUGCUGGUGAUCGUGGCUAGCAGCAUCGCUCUGGCUGCUGAAGACCCUGUGUGCACCAACUCUGACAGAAACAGGGUUCUCCGUUACUUUGAUUACGUCUUUACUGGAGUCUUCACUUUUGAAAUGAUCAUAAAGAUGAUUGACCUGGGCCUGCUUCUGCACGACGGCUCCUACUUCCGUGACCUGUGGAACAUUCUGGACUUCAUCGUGGUGGUGGGAGCUCUGUUCGCCUUCGCUCUGACGAAUGUGAUUGGGAACAACAAAGGCAGAGACAUCAAGACCAUCAAGUCCCUCAGGGUCCUGAGAGUCCUACGACCUCUGAAGACCAUCAAGAGACUCCCCAAACUCAAGGCAGUGUUUGACUGUGUGGUGACAUCCCUGAAGAACGUCUUCAACAUCCUCAUCGUCUACAAGCUCUUCAUGUUCAUCUUCGCUGUCAUCGCCGUGCAGCUCUUCAAGGGAAAGUUCUUCUACUGCACAGACAGCUCCAUGGACACAGAGAAGGAGUGCCAAGGUUAUUACAUAGACUACGCUCGAGACAAGAAGGAAGUGAAGAAGAGGGAGUGGAAGAGACAUGAGUUCCACUAUGACAAUGUCUGCUGGGCUCUGCUCACCCUCUUCACUGUUUCCACUGGAGAGGGCUGGCCGCAGGUGCUGCAGCAUUCUGUGGAUGUGACAGAGGAGGACAGGGGUCCAAGUCGGGGCAACAGGAUGGAGAUGUCCAUCUUCUACGUCGUCUACUUCGUGGUCUUCCCUUUCUUCUUUGUCAACAUUUUUGUUGCUCUCAUCAUCAUCACCUUCCAGGAGCAGGGGGAUAAAAUGAUGGAGGAGUGCAGCUUGGAGAAAAAUGAGAGGGCAUGCAUUGACUUUACCAUCAGUGCCAAGCCCCUGACCUGCUAUAUGCCUCAGAACAGACAGACUUUCCAGUACCGGCUGUGGCACUUUGUGGUGUCACCGUCAUUUGAGUACACAGUGCUGGUCAUGAUUGCCCUCAACACUGUGGUGCUCAUGAUGAAGUACAACUCCGCUCCGGCAGCGUAUGAUACAGUAUUGAAGCACCUGAACACGGCCUUCACCGUUCUCUUCUCCCUGGAGUGUAUCCUCAAGAUCAUGGCCUUUGGUUUUGUGAACUAUUUUCGAGACACUUGGAACAUUUUUGAUUUCAUCACUGUGCUCGGCAGCAUCACUGAGAUCAUUGUGGACUUACAGUCAAUAAACACGUUCAAUAUGAGUUUCCUGAAGCUGUUCCGGGCUGCCAGGCUGAUCAAGCUGUUGAGGCAGGGCUACACCAUACGGAUCCUGCUCUGGACCUUCGUACAAUCCUUUAAGGCCCUUCCUUAUGUGUGUCUGCUCAUCGCAAUGCUGUUCUUCAUCUAUGCCAUCAUUGGGAUGCAGGUGUUUGGAAACAUCAAACUGAACGACGAAAACCACAUCAAUCAGCACAACAACUUCAAGACCUUCUCCGGUGCGCUGAUGCUUCUCUUCAGGAGUGCGACCGGGGAGUCAUGGCAGGAGAUCAUGCUAUCGUGUCUGGGGGGAAAGGAGUGUGAGCCAGACUCCUCCAUGGCACCCAUGACCAUGUCCCCUGACCACGAGGGAGGCUGUGGUACUGACUUUGCCUACUGCUACUUUGUCUCCUUCAUCUUCUUCAGCUCCUUCCUGAUGCUGAAUCUGUUUGUGGCUGUGAUCAUGGAUAACUUUGAGUACCUGACCAGAGACUCUUCCAUCCUGGGGCCUCAUCACCUGGAUGAGUUUGUCCGUGUCUGGGGAGAGUACGACCGCGCAGCAUGUGGGCGUAUACACUACACUGCCAUGUAUGAGAUGUUGACCCAUAUGUCUCCACCCCUUGGUCUGGGGAAGAAAUGCCCCAGAGGUAUGGCCUACAAGAGGCUGGUGUUGAUGAACAUGCCAGUGGAUGAGGACAUGUCAGUCCACUUCACCUCCACUUUGAUGUCUCUCAUCCGCACCGCCCUGGAGAUCAAGAUCGCACGAGGUGGGGAGGACCGAGUAGCUCUGGACACUGAGCUACAGAAGGAGAUCAGUGUGAUAUGGCCGUACCUCCCCCAGAAGACCCUGGAUGUACUGGUGCCCAUCAACAAAGAUUCCGACAUGACAGUAGGUAAGAUAUAUGCCUCCAUGAUGAUCAUGGACUACUUCAAACAGAACAAAGCCAAGAAGCUGAGAGCACAGCUGGAAGCACAGAAGGCCAGCCUGAUGCCGUUCAAGAGGCUGGAUGCCUCAACUCUCUCUGAAGACAUUCUGUACAAUGCCCAUCCCCUGCCCUGCAUGUCCCUCAGUGCCGGCUCCGCCCUGACCAGAGGAGGCCUGGUGGCGUUGAGUCCUCUCUCCCAGGACCUGUUCGCCAUGCAGCCCAUGACCUCUGACCAGGACACCAGCAGUCAACACUCCAGGGUGAGUCUUGGGGAGUUCAGUGGGUUGAUUCCUGACUCACUGCAGCUCCCGUUUGGCAAGGGGCUGUGUGUACGGGCCUCCUCUAUGCCCCGUCUGGCUGUAGAGCCACAGACGGAGAUGGCCAGUGGCUCCAUUAAGCGGUCCUCGUCCACUGUGGCUGACCAGAGGGUUAAUGGCCUGUGGCAGGAGGAGAAGAAGAGUCCUGAUAGACUGUACAGACCACGCCACAAGAGCUACAAGGCUGCCGUCUCCCGGUCAGAAAGAAAGAGGCAGUUGGACACAGAGAAGGAGCGCGGGAGGUCCAAAGAGCGCCGCCACCUCCUCUCCCCAGACACAUCCCGCUGUAACUCUGAGGAGAGGAAUCUGCAGCCCUCAUGCUCCCCUAGCCGAGAGCGCACACACCCCCUGGACAAACAGGGUAACAGCUCCGACAGCCCCAUCCCCACCUCUGAAUCUAGUACCCCUAGUCGCCGCCCCCUGUCCCAGACCCCAACUCGCUCCCAUCCCCACAUCUCCUACUCCCCUCUGGUGUGUCGCACGCACCCUCCCUCCGGGGACGAUGAUGACGACAGGGGCAGCCCAGAGACCCAGAGGUGGGGGGAGGCCUCCAGAGAGGCAGGUGGAGAGGGACAGACCGGGCCAAGGGGUCGUCGCCACCACCACCAGCAGGGCUCCCCUCUGCGUCGCUACCCGUCGGAGCCCUAUCUCACCCUGCAGGAGGACGAGCACAGUCCGGACCCCUCCAGGUUCAUGGAGACACUGACCUUCGAGGCGGCGGUGGCCACUAGCCUGGGACGCGCUAACACGGUCAGCUCCAGCUCCAGCUCUAGCUUCAGCUCGGCCCGACGGGGCUCCAGGGGCGGCUGGCAGAUCCCCAAUGGACACUUCCGGAAACGCCUGGCUCAGACCGUCUCUGUUGCAGGCUGUGAGCCACUCAGCGACACAGAGGAGGACGGCCGCUGCUAGGAGGAGGAGGAAGUGGUGGUGGAUGAGAGGUGAGGAAGGUGUUAGUGUAUAAGAUGUACUACAAUAUAAAAGAAAGAGGGACAUUUGUCGCUCUCUUGAAUUACUACUGCAUACCUGUGUGAUUGCAGUAUGUUUGAUCAAAUGUGAGGGGAGGAAAAAAAUUAAGAACAUCCAUUUUUUCCACUUCCUGCAAGUGGGAUCCCUUUUAAAGUCACACAGAAAAUGUACAAUAAAUAUCUCUCCGCAAAUAUUUGACUGUGGUUUAUUUAUAUUCUGACUAACAAAAGAAAGGGACUAAUAAUAAACCUCAAUUAGCCUUGGAUGUACAGAAAAGAGAUGAAAUAAAUUGAAAGGAUAGAAUUACGUUGUCUGUCAAUAGGUAUUGUCAUUUCUGAAGGUGUUUCUCUGACAUUGAUUUUGUGUUUCUCUUAUCAGUGUAUGUGGGGUGUGUGAAUAUGUGCAAAUAUAAGGAGAAACAAUAUCUUUGAAAACCAUGGUUUUUGUAAAUACCUGUGAUUUGUCAUAAAAUUGUAAUGCCACCAAUACCACUUGAUUGUCUGAGUAGGUUACAUGGCCAUAGAGAAGGUUAACUGUUGACUUAUCAUUAAGUUAAUAAAAUGUCAUGUCUGUAAACAAAAAAUACACACAAACAAUAAUUGAUCAAAGCAAUGUGUUUUGAAAUGUAGUAUUGUCUACAAAAGGAACACACUUCUUUAGUAAUUAUCUAUUCAUACGUAAACUAUGUAAUUCCUGUUGUAAAAUGUCAAAGGAAUAAAACAAUGAUCAAUAGGACAGUUAUCCACUUUAUACAAACAGAAAGUGAAUGGCGCACUCUUCUGUUGGGAAUCUGUAUGAUUUAUUUACAUUUUUUUACCGACUUGCAGGACAAUUGAAAGCAGCCAACAAUAUUAUGAAAUGUGAUCAACUGUUUUUCAGAAAGGAAUGCCUAAAUAUCCAGUGUGAUUUGAAAGACAGUACUUUGCUAUGAAUUGGACUCUAGAGAGCCAAAUGACUCAAAUUACACCCAGAACAUGGCUUCAGUUCAUCGAUGAACCUUUAUUAAGUCACUAGGAAAACCAGCAGACCAUUUGCCUGUCUUGGACCAACUUUCUUCUUGUAAACGAACUGUACCUGUUUUUCUUCAGUUUGUUACAAUAUUCCACCAUUUGACGGAUUCAUUCCUUGUCAUCUUCCAGAAUCAAUAACUGGCACAGAAGCAAUCAUGAACUUGAGUGUUCUGUUGUUCAUCAAUGUAGCCGUCCACAUUCUCCUCUUUCUACAUUAGCUUACAACAUCAUCGGUAUGUGUCAAAGAACUCACUGCAACUGUAUAUCUUCUUCAUUCUUUAUGUCAAUACUGUAUGAACCAUUACAGACGACAGAUGUAGAAGGAUGUUUUCCACACCUGUUUUCACCCGUUAUUUAGAAUGGUUUAUUAAUAAUGUACAGUACAUUUCUAUCAUAUUUUCUGUAGGAUUGUAAGAGACAAUAUCCAUUUCCGCUCACAACACGCUUGAAGGAUGGAAUAGGAUAUCUCUGGAAUGUUAAAUUAAGGUAUUUGUAUUUGUUUUACUUGCCUGAAAAAGGGUAAUGAUUCUGUGAAACUCAGUUAACCAAAAAACAUGGAGAAUUGUCCUGGAAUGCAAAAUAGUUGUUUGGUUUAUAUGUGUAUAAUAGCUGUAUAUAUUAAUAAAAGUGUCCUCAAUUGCACAUACAA